AUGGCAUUCCAGCAGUCGGAAUUGCCGACCCCGAUGCUCCACGGGCGCCCCGGACCAGGCUUCCCCCAUACUCGAGGGGGUAACGAGACCCCUACCGGCUAUGAGAAGAACUGGCUCCCCUCAGGACAGUGGAUGAUUUCUCAAAACACAUGGCGGACGUCAAGAAUGAAUCCUCUAGCCACCAGGGCGCCAUGCCCGAAGCCGACGAAAGAGCACCAUGAUCAGGAACGGAAGACGGCUGAGGAGCGAGAUGUCAACCACCCGCAGAAUUGGUCUCUGAGGGCCAAGAUGUCCACGUAUCUGACAAUCUGCGGCUUCACCUUUUCCGCCAACGUCAACUCCAGCAACUUUACCGUCGCGACGCAGGAGAUCAUCAAAGAAUUCCAUGUCAGCCAGACCCAGGCCGGGCAGCUGGUGUGUUUCAAUGUGUUCCUCUUCGGCGUGGGCAACAUCUUCUGGGUCCCGCUCAUGCGAGUGGUUGGGAAGCGUCCGGUGUACCUAGUGGCCAUAUUGGCGCUCUCCAUGAUGAACGUAUGGUACAGCCAGGCCGUCAGUUAUAACGAAUUGCUUGCUUCGCGCAUCCUCUCCGGAUUUCCCGCCGCUGCGGCAGAUGCGACGGUCCCCGCGGUCGUUACAGACAUGUUCGGUCCCCAAGAUUGUGGCCACUAUAUGAUGUUCUUUCACCUUGCGCUGACCACGGGCCUGUUCAUGGGGCCGUUGAUCAACGCAUACCUAGUCCAAGAGCGGGACUGGCGCUGGAUGUGUUACUUUCUCUCCAUCGCGGUUGGGAUUAGGUUUGUGGUGUCUGUCUUCACGAUCCGAGAAACCUCAUACGUCAAGCGCCUUCCAGCGGGUUCAUCGUCCACAACCACGCGUUCGCCGUGGCAGUGGAUGUCCCUCACGAUCGGGAAUAUCGUUGUGCAACUGACAGCAUCCCGUACUUUUUUACAACCACCCUAUAGUUGGCAAUUGGGUAGCCUCGGUCUGCUGUCAUUAGCAGGGUUCAACGGCGCGGUCCUUGCGUUUUAUGUCGGUGGCCGGCUUAUUGAUAUAAUUUCGACCCGUAGCACUGCACGACAUGGUGGUGUCCGUAUGCCCGAAUAUCGACUGCCAGCCAUCGUGAUCCCCGGCACCAUUGGCCCGGCGGGGAUUUUGAUCUUCGGGCUCUGCGUUGCGUACCGGACGCACUGGAUCGGCCCAGCCUUCGGCAACGCCAUGCAAGCAUUUGGAGUUGCUGCCAUCUCGAAUGUCGCCGUAACCUAUUCCCUAGACUCCUACAAACCAGUAACCGGCGAAGCAUUGGUGAUCAUCUUUGUGAUUCGAAACACGAUUGGAAUGCUUUUGUCCCUUUACGCAGCGGACUGGAUCGAGCACCAUGGACCGGCACGCGUUUUCGGUGAAAUGACGGCCAUCCAGGUUGCCAGCGUUCUAUGCGCCGUCCCGCUAUUCUUGAAGCGUGACCAUUUCAACAUCUGUUUUGAAAGUAUUGAGGCAUGGCAGGCAUUUGAACCCUUUGAUGACAAAUACAAGAAGAAGCUCGCGGCGAUUGGAGCCCAUGUCGGAUUGGCUAUUACAACCCGGUCAUUACCGCCUAUGGCCGAGGUUCCACUGACGGUAUCAAUGAAGCAACUAAUGGAUGUCGAAGCUGGGGAUGGGGUCAAAGUGCGCAUCGAAAAGGGGGGAUAG
Molecule: messenger RNA, 1686 nt
Organism: Penicillium lagena
Lineage: Eukaryota; Fungi; Ascomycota; Eurotiomycetes; Eurotiales; Aspergillaceae
Product: polyamine transporter
Exons: 8
Coding region: 1-1686 (561 amino acids)
Biological process (GO): transmembrane transport
Molecular function (GO): transmembrane transporter activity
Source: RefSeq, a predicted model, not a curated record